Messenger RNA from Pochonia chlamydosporia 170, 2064 nucleotides. RefSeq names its product flavin-binding monooxygenase. The record is from RefSeq and is a predicted model, not a curated record. NCBI's taxonomy places the organism in Eukaryota, Fungi, Ascomycota, Sordariomycetes, Hypocreales, Clavicipitaceae. The transcript has 3 exons. Gene Ontology annotation, molecular function: NADP binding; flavin adenine dinucleotide binding; N,N-dimethylaniline monooxygenase activity. Bases 1 to 2064 code for a protein of 687 amino acids.
AUGGACACCAAGUCGGACUUUUCGUCCAACGGCCUGGACUUUGAUGUAAUUAUCAUCGGAGCAGGUGUUUCUGGCAUCAACGCCGCGUAUCGCAUUCAAAAUGAGGCACCCCCAAACACAUCGUACGCGAUAUUCGAGAGUCGCGACACCAUCGGUGGGACCUGGGACGUCUGGCGAUACCCCGGAAUCAGAUCCGACUCGGACAUCUUCACCUUCAGCUUUGGCUGGAAUCCAUGGCCGGGCAAGGAGUCGCUUGCUGCGGGCGCAAAGAUCAAGCAAUACAUGAUUGAGUCGGCGCAAGAAGCCGGAAUCGACAAACACAUCCGCUAUCAGCACAAAGUCAUCUCCGCAAACUGGAACACAAACCAGAAAUGCUGGGAAGUCAUGGCCCAACAGGCGGGCAGCAACAACACCGACUCAUCUGGUAAAAUAGUCGAACCGCAAUUCUUUCGCAGUCGGUUCAUCUUCCUCGGCACCGGAUACUACGACUAUAAGCAACCACUUCACUCGGUCAUUCCCGGCAUCGACAACUUCACCGGCAAACUAAUCAACCCGCAGCACUGGCCCCAAGACUACGACUACACCAACAAGGAGAUGGUCAUUAUUGGCAGCGGCGCGACAGCUGUUUCCAUUGUGCCCGCUGUCGCCAAGCAAGUCAAGCAUGUGACUAUGCUUCAACGUAGUCCGACGUGGUACUUCCCCUUGAACCAGUACGGCAGAAUAGCCAGCGUCAUUCGAGCCAUCUUCCCGGACAGAAUGGCGCGCCGAUUGAACCGGUACCGCUGGAUGAUCCAGGUUCAAAUUCUGCUGUUUAUGUGUAGAAACCUGCCAACGCUGGCGGGUGGCGUUUUGCGCUUCCUGACGGCGAGACUCCUCCCCAAGGAUCUGGAUUGGAAUACACACUUUCAGCCGCGCUAUGGACCCUGGGACCAGCGACUUUGUGUGGUUAUGGACGGAGAUCUGUUUGCCGCGUUUAGGUCCCGGCAAGCAAGUAUCGUGACGGACCAUAUUGAUACAGUGACGCAAGAUAGCAUUGUUCUCAAGUCGGGACAAGUUUUGACGGCGGAUGUUAUCGUCGCAGCGACGGGAAUACAACUGAAAUUCGGAGGAGACAUCCAGUUCAGUGUCAACGAUGAGCCUGUCCAUCUAAUUGACAAGUUUGCAUGGAAGCAAUGCAUGCUGCAGGAUGUACCUAACCUAGUCUUUUCAUUUGGGUAUGCCGAGAACUCGUGGACGCUGGGGGCGAACUGCGCUGCAACAGUCAUGAUUCGGGUGAUGAAGGAGUUGCAGAGGCAGAAAGUAUCGUCAGCGACGCCGCAUAUAGAUGCGUCGUCGCAGAGAAUGGAGCCCAGGCCACUGUGGAAACUGUCGUCAACGUAUCUCAAGAACAUGACGAGCGUGUUCCCCAAGGGAGGGACUGGAGAGUGGCGGCCGAGGAGUUACUAUUUUGCUGAUCUUUGGGCUGCGAAAUGGGGAGUUAAACUUUGCGAAAUGCAACUGCCUAUUACCUUUGCGGCUGCUGCCAACACCGACAUCUGGAAGAAGCCUCCCACUCAUGAUGUCUUCACAGCCCCCUACAGAGUCCACUCCAAAGGGCCAACCCUCAGCUUCAAAUCCGCAACCAUAACCUUCCUCGCCACCUACACCCACCAAUUCGACCAGGCGGGCAUCCUCUUCAAGUUCACCAACGGGUCCGACAGGAAAUGGAUCAAGUCGGGCAUCGAGCUCUUCAACGACGCGCCCCGCCUCUCUACCGUCUGCACGGACAACUACUCCGACUGGAGCGUCUCCGAUGCGCCGUGUGGCAAGGAGAUCCGCAACGCCUCCCGCCCGGUGACCAUCUCUGCUGAGCGGAGUGACGAUGAGUUGGGCAUGACGCUGUGGGUGUACCAUGUCACGGAUGAUGGCGACAAGACGCCCUUGAGGGAGAUUACGUGGCCGUUUGGGACGGCGGCGGGUGCGGGUUGGGAGGUGGAAGUUGCGGCGGCGAUUGCGAGGCCGUACAAGGAUACUGAGGGUAAGAUGGAGGCGACUUUUACUGAUUUUGAAGUGAAUUGGAAGUGA